Messenger RNA from Funneliformis geosporum, 269 nucleotides. Lineage: Eukaryota; Fungi; Glomeromycota; Glomeromycetes; Glomerales; Glomeraceae. The record is from the annotation of a GenBank genome assembly.
AUGCACGUUUAUUAUGCCGUUGUUCAUCCUGGUCGGUUGCGAAAUAGCGUGCUAACGGCGGAUUAUCUAAUCUCGGAGUCCAACAGAUUAUUGAAUGAGAUUUUGGAUCAACCAAAACAAGUUGAAAAAGCUGUUAAAGGAUUUAUUGAUCGGUACGGCAAAAGAUUAUGGAGGUUGCGUAUGACCAGAAAUGAAGUUCGUUUCAAAGUUGAAGACCCUACAUUAGGAACAAGUUAUCCUUUACGUGUCAUCAUUUAUAAUGUCUCCGG